Molecule: messenger RNA, 1301 nt
Organism: Exophiala viscosa
Lineage: Eukaryota; Fungi; Ascomycota; Eurotiomycetes; Chaetothyriales; Herpotrichiellaceae
Exons: 2
Coding region: 298-966 (222 amino acids)
Cellular component (GO): intracellular membrane-bounded organelle
Source: RefSeq, a predicted model, not a curated record
CUUGAAGUUGAGAUAGUGUUGUAUCGAGUGCAUUUCGCGCCUGCCGAGCCCGCCAAACGCAAAGUAACUUUCUGGCCCUUAAUCGCAGGGAGGCCUCCGUCCCAGGCUUCACUCACUUGCACUUGUAGUGCUGUCAGGCACCACAGACAACACAGGGACGUUGUUACAACCUCAACAGUCAACCUAUCUAUCUCUUCAAUGUGCUAGUCUCUGAAGAGCUGGCGUUGCGCCGGACGUUUCUGCAUCUGCACCACAAGGGAACAACACUGAGCAUCCCUGUUCCGGACCUCCUUCGACAUGGCAAUGCGCAUUCGGUUUCCCUUUGCAAUCGGCUUUGUGGUCAUCCUUGUCUUUGCCUCUUCGCUCGGCCUGCUUCCUCAUUCAUCGCUGCCCUCGACUCCAGAAGCAGCACGACCAUACAUUCCGCCACAGUCCGACAAGGCUCUCCAUUUCAUAUGCUUCUUCGCCCUCACAGCCACGUUCUACUUUAUUCUCGAUACGGGUCGGAAACGAGUCAUUCAUAUAACCUUGAUUGUGUGCACUUUGGUGUUAGGAGUCGGAAGCGAAGUAGCUCAAGGUUUGCUCCCAAAUGAUCGGGACUUUGAUGCCUGGGAUGUUCUAGCAAAUGUCCUAGGAAGUCUGGCCUCACUGGGGCUUUGCAGUGCAUACCAUCGACGCGCAGCCGAAAGACGAAGAAGAGCAAAAUAUUCUGCAUUGUCAGGAGACGGUAUCGAGGGCGAGGACCUGGAGCUUGGAGAGGCAGUUGGCCAGCCGAACGAUGAUGAACAGGAGACCGGCGUUGUACCUCGAACCGUCGACGAAGAGCUAGACAAUUGGGAUGAGAACGUUGUGGACGAAACAUGGGAGGAAGACGAUGAUGUGACAACGAGUCAGGACACCAAAGUCACCCCUUCGGCAAGCUCUGUCGGUAGCGAAGAACCGCUGAAGAAGGUAGCUGUGGAUUAAGAUGUCGUUCUCGAAAAGUCAGACAUGUCAAAAGCGAUUUGAGCAUAUAUGGCUGUGGGUGUCGCGACCAUGGCGCAUUCCAGGCAUGAAAAUGAUGGAGUCAUGGGUCUGUUGCUUUCGGAGACUUGUGCAGAUUCUGGCCAAAGUGAAGACAGGAUAUCAGGUCUUUAUUGGUGUGAGAGAUACCCGCCGUUUUCUUUGCUGGAAUUAAAAAUACCACCACCUCGAUGUUUCUCGAUGUCCUUUCUCGGCUUCAUUUCCGUGAAGCAUUACUCCUCCAACAUGUGUCAACAAAGCUCACUCGACUCCAGACUUGUUCCCUCAAGUGACUGUGC